UGCUUCUGCCUUUAGAAGUCUACAUUAACGCUGCAGAAGCUGUAGCUAAGCAACUGCGUAGGUUCCAUUUUCUUCUUGGAAGUGACAGGGAUACUCUAAAGUUAGAAUGUAUGGAUUUGUGAACCACGCCUUGGAGCUGCUUGUAAUACGAAACUAUGGUCCAGAAGUGUGGGAAGACAUAAAGAAAGAGGCACAGCUGGAUGAAGAGGGGCAGUUUCUGGUUAGAAUAAUAUAUGAUGACUCAAAAACCUAUGACUUGGUAUCUGCAGCAACCAAAGUACUUAAUCUCAAUGCGGGUGACAUUCUCCAGAUGUUUGGAAAUAUGUUUUUUGUUUUUUGCCAAGAGUCUGGCUACGACACAAUCCUACGUGUCCUGGGAUCCAAUGUCAGAGAAUUUUUGCAGAACUUGGAUGCCCUGCACGACCACCUUGGUACUAUUUAUCCAGGCAUGCGUGCUCCAUCCUUCCGAUGUACUGACGCAGAGAAAGGAAAAGGACUUAUUUUGCACUACUAUUCAGAACGAGAAGGUCUCCAGGACAUUGUGAUUGGGAUUGUUAAGACAGUGGCUCAGCAGAUCCACGGAACUGAAAUUGACAUGAAGGUCAUUCAACAAAGAAAUGAGGAGUGUGACCACACACAGUUUUUGAUUGAAGAAAAGGAUACAAGAGAGGAAGACUUUUAUGAAGAUCAAGACAGAUUUGAAGAGAAUGGAACUCAAGAGUCCCGCAUUAGUCCCUAUACCUUUUGCAAGGCUUUUCCAUUUCACAUAAUGUUCGACAGAGACCUUUUUGUUACACAGUGUGGAAAUGCUAUCUACAGAGUUCUUCCCCAGCUCCAGCCUGGAAAUUGCAACUUGUUGUCAGUCUUCUCUUUGGUGCGGCCUCAUAUAGACAUUAGUUUCCAUGGGAUUCUCUCGCAUAUCAACACUGUGUUUGUCCUAAGGAGCAAGGAAGGCUUACUUGAUGUGGAAAAGUCAGAGAGUGAAGAUGAACUGACUGGUACAGAAAUAAGUUGCCUUCGCCUGAAAGGACAGAUGAUCUACUUGCCCGAGGCUGACAAUAUUCUGUUCCUGUGCUCUCCAAGUGUCAUGAAUCUUGAUGAUCUGACAAGAAGAGGACUGUACCUCAGUGACAUUCCACUACAUGAUGCUACUCGGGAUUUGGUCCUGCUGGGGGAACAGUUCAGAGAGGAAUACAAGUUGACUCAAGAACUGGAAAUUCUAACAGACAGGCUCCAGCACACACUGAGGGCCCUGGAGGAUGAGAAGAAAAAGACAGAUACCUUGCUGUACUCCGUUCUUCCACCUUCUGUUGCAAAUGAGCUGAGACAUAAGCGCCCUGUUCCGGCCAAAAGAUACGAUAAUGUGACAAUUCUUUUCAGUGGCAUUGUAGGAUUUAAUACAUUUUGUAGCAAACAUGCCUCUGGGGAAGGUGCAAUGAAAAUUGUUAACCUUCUAAAUGAUAUCUACACAAGGUUUGACAUUCUGACUGAUUCCCGAAAUAAUCCAUAUGUCUAUAAGGUGGAAACAGUUGGAGACAAAUACAUGACAGUGAGUGGCAUUCCAGAGCCAUGUGUGCACCAUGCACGAUCCAUUUGCCACUUGGCUCUAGAUAUGAUGGAAAUAGCAGGCCAGGUUCAAGUAGAUGGCGAGUCUGUUCAGAUAACUAUUGGCAUUCAUACAGGUGAAGUGGUUACAGGGGUCAUAGGCCAGAGAAUGCCACGGUACUGUCUGUUUGGAAACACGGUUAAUCUGACAAGCAGAACAGAAACAACAGGAGAAAAGGGAAAGAUUAAUGUUUCUGAGUACACAUACCGGUGCCUCAUGAGUCCUGAGAAUUCAGAUCCUCAGUUCCACCUGCAAUAUCGUGGCCCAGUUAGCAUGAAGGGAAAAACUGAUCCAAUGCAAGUUUGGUUUUUGUCCAGAAAGGCAGCAGAAACAGAGGUAAGUUAUUCCUUAGCAUAAUUUAAGCCCUGUACAAUACAACAGUCCAGGAAUGGAAUUAUGUAUUUUUGUGAUUGCUAUCCAUUAAUAUGUUUUUUUGUUUUUUUUCCACCAAUAUCCAGGAGUAAAUGGUGUGUUGUUGUCCAUCCAGAAUGACCAUCUGAUUUGUAUGUAGCCUGAUAUUUAAACUUGCACUUCUCUCCAGCCUGUGGUAUUACUGUCCAGCAAGUCAACGCAUUGUAAUGCUGUCUGGAGAACCAGUAUUUCCUAAUUUCUGUAUGACAUGGUAUACAAUGUUGUCAGCACCUUUGUGAUAUUGUGAACAUUCCAUAUAGCGCCUCUUGCCCUGGUGGCAGUUAGUCAUCUUAAUAACUUAGCAAUCAGUUCAAAUGGUUUCCCAGUAGCGACACUUACUUACAUGGUGGAUAAGAAUAACUGUUUCCUGCUCUAGUGACUGAUGUACCUUGCAAUAAUACAUUGGUAAGUUAUACUGUGAUACUGAUACCUACACACUUCAUAAUAUAUAGUGCUGUGAUGCACAUUUUCAUUUGUCUUUUUUUAAUGUUUAUACACUUAUGGUAUUGGAGCAAUGAAAAGUAUGUUGCUUGUAUGUAAAACAUGCGUGGUAGUGACAUUUGCUGAUAGUUUUGAAGCCUCUGAACCCUUUCUUUUUGGUCUGUUGUUGCAAGAGAUCAUCCAGCUGUGUAAAUAGAACAGCACGGUCUCUCAACAAGAGUAAGUUGUAUUUUGUUAAGAGUUGUUGUAUCCUCUCAUCGACAGGGGAAGCCAAACAUAUUUGCCAAAAUUAAAAAUAAAAAGCACUUUGUUCCUCGUUCUCUUUUCAUAAACAGCAUUUCCUUCUCGGCAUUUCAUCAGAUAUCUCUUUAUAAAACAGCAAUGAAGAAGGAAACAUUCAGCUGAAAUAUAGUGCCAUACCAUUUUGUGCAUUCGAUUCAUCUUUUUCAUAAGCAGAUUCUUAUAGUGUAAAUAAAGAGAAAUAUUUUAGAAAUGUGCCACAUUAUUUAGUAGCAAAAAUAUUUAUAUGCUAUAUGAAAUGAUAAUAUUUUGAAGUAUCUAUCUGGGAUUGUUACAGUACAGUAUAAAAAAGUGUGUUGUAUAAAUGUUUCUUUAUAUUUAUUUGACCAUUGCAUCACAUUUCUGUUCAAAUGUUCAUGUAUGAAGCAGCUACAAUAAAUUAUUUUUUUUCCAUGAACCUGCA
This is a messenger RNA of Xenopus tropicalis (tropical clawed frog), 3161 nucleotides long. RefSeq names its product guanylate cyclase 1 soluble subunit beta 1 (gene gucy1b1). Bases 107 to 1963 code for a protein of 618 amino acids. Gene Ontology annotation, cellular component: cytoplasm; guanylate cyclase complex, soluble. NCBI's taxonomy places the organism in Eukaryota, Metazoa, Chordata, Amphibia, Anura, Pipidae. Gene Ontology annotation, biological process: intracellular signal transduction; cyclic nucleotide biosynthetic process; cGMP biosynthetic process. Gene Ontology annotation, molecular function: guanylate cyclase activity; heme binding; phosphorus-oxygen lyase activity. The transcript has 13 exons. The record is from RefSeq and is a predicted model, not a curated record.